Wyeomyia smithii (pitcher-plant mosquito) is the source of this 1581-nucleotide messenger RNA. Its product is annotated as pickpocket protein 28-like. NCBI's taxonomy places the organism in Eukaryota, Metazoa, Arthropoda, Insecta, Diptera, Culicidae. Gene Ontology annotation, cellular component: membrane. The record is from RefSeq and is a predicted model, not a curated record. The transcript is spliced from 3 exons. Gene Ontology annotation, molecular function: ligand-gated sodium channel activity. Bases 4 to 1581 code for a protein of 525 amino acids. Gene Ontology annotation, biological process: sodium ion transmembrane transport.
AGGAUGAUUCACGGAGAGCGCAUUCAUAUCUAUGAACGGGAUUUUAUCCGUCGAUUUCGAACCAUUGCGGCUCCGCUGCCCACGAACCCCACCAAAUGGGCCAAAAUACGCACCGGGCUGUGCGAUCUGUUUCAAGAGUUCUGCUCCAAUAGCACAAUUCAUGGCAUCGGCUACAUAGGAUCCCGACGGCAAUCGAUAUGCGAAAAAUUCUGGUGGGUACUUGUCAUUUUGAUGUCCCUGUACGGCUGCGGUAAUCUGAUCGACAACAUCUAUCGCAAAUGGGAGGAAAAUCCAGUGAUUAUAACUUUCGACGAAAAGCACACACCCGUUUGGGAGGUUCCGUUCCCUGCUGUGACCAUCUGCCCGGAGGCGAAGGUGAAGAAAACCUUGAUGAACUUCACGGAGUCGUUCUUCAAAUUCACACAUGCCAAUCUUUCCAACAGCAUGAAUGAUACAGAGAUUUCUUUUGAUACAAGCGAGACUAUUUUUGAUUGUCAAAUGAAUAACGUUAUAUGCAAUGACAAGUUUGCCGAAACGAUCACGGAGGAGGGCAUCUGCAUGACCUUUAACGGAUUCUCCUCGGAUAAGAUGUUUCGUAAAAGCAUUCUGCAUACAGACUACGAAUAUCUCUCGGAAACACGACGCACCACUAAUUGGAGCCUCGAAAGAGGCUACUAUUCUGAUACAGAUUUGGACCCCUAUCCAAUCCGGGUACUAGGUUCUGGAUUUGCAGCAGGUUUGUAUGUUAACCUUGUAACAUCCCAUGUUGAUGUGGACUACCAUUGUCGCGAGGCCCAAGGGUUUAAAGUACUGCUGCACGAUCCUAGCGAGUAUCCACAGGUAUCGAAUAAAUUUAUUCGUGUUACCCUUAAUCGUGAUGUGACGAUCGCUAUCAAACCGCAAAUUAUCGGAACAGAGAAUGAGUUACACGACUAUUCCCCGGAACGACGUCAGUGUUUUUUCGAUCGCGAAAAGGAACUUUACUUCUUUCGCGUUUACAGCCAGGCUAACUGCGAACUGGAAUGUCUCACUAAUUUCACCCAAAAGUUGUGUGGUUGCGUUCGGUACUUCAUGCCACGCACUAACCAAACCAGAACUUGCGAAACAUGGGAGAUUAAGUGUACAUUAGGAGCACAAAUGAAACUACUCGAGCUGAAUGCCAUCAGUCGUAUUAAACGUGAAACGUACGGUGAAAAUGAAUGCAACUGUUUACCGGCUUGCAACUCGAUUCAAUAUGAUGCCGAAAUUACUCAAACGAUCUUCAAAUUUAAGGAAACGCUACACCUACGACGAGGCCCAAACAUCACGAGCGACAAAAUGAUUGACAGGAAGCACAUCUCUAAGGUGGAAAUAUACUUCAAAGAUGUUCAGUUUAUCACAUCUAAGAGAACAGAACUCUAUGGAUUGACGGAUUUUGUGGCGAGCUGCGGUGGGAUCCUGGGAUUAUGCAUGGGUGUGAGUUUACUCAGUUUAGUGGAGUUGCUAUAUUUCUGUUCGAUACGGCCACUUAUACUGGUGAAGAAUACUCUGCGACGUAACUUUACUAUUGUUGAGAUAAAGGAAGUGAAAAAAAAAUAUUAG